ACAUCCCAAUUCCGGACCCAAAAACACUUGUUCCGAAGCAGGCCCAAAUGCCUGUACGGCUGUACCUACUUCGUAGCCGAUACAUAUAAACUUCUCACUGCAACCGCCACUCCCACUAGCCCGGCGCGUACACCCAAAUCCUCAAGUCUACGCGCCACCCCUAGAACUCAAACACCAUGACUCGAGGAAACCGCCAGCAACCGUCUCCGGAGCCCUCACCCACACGCGCCGCCACUGUGAUCAAGCGCAAGCACCAUCUUCAGCAGGAGCAACCCCAUGGUGGUAGUAAUAGUAAUAGCCGCCACGCGAAGAGGCGCAGAAGGAGAAUAUUCUCGGAAUCAGAAACCCUAACCCUAUUACCCGACCCGCCUCGGACCUUACCCGCUUCUAACCGGUUCGAACGCCUGCAUUCUUCGUCAACACCGCGUGGGAAACAUAGGCACAGAAAAUCGAGCGCCAGAGGUUGUAAUAACCGCCAAUGGGUUUUGUCUUCUCGCGAUAUUUCAACGUGCGAAGAUAAGGUUGUUGUCGUUUCAUAUAAUAUACUAGGUGUUGAAAAUGCAUUAAAGCAUCCAGAUUUGUAUUAUAAAGUUCCUCCCAAAUUUUUGGAGUGGGACCGACGGAAAAUCCUUAUAUCUGAGGAGAUCAAUCAUUACAAUGCAAGCAUUCUUUGUUUCCAGGAGGUUGACCGUUUUGAUGAUUUAGACGAUCUUUUUCAAAAUAAUGGCUUUAAAGGUGUUUACAAGGCUCGAACUGGUGAAGCAUAUGAUGGGUGUGCUAUAUUCUGGAAAGACGAACUAUUUACACUUUUGCAUCAAGAAAAUAUAGAGUUCAGGAGUUUUGCCCUUCGUGACAAUGUUGCUCAACUUUGUGUUUUGGAGAUGAUCCAAAAUCAAUCAGAGUCUGAAUUGUAUACUGAAAUACCCACGUCUCCACCAAGUCGAGGUCGAAGAUUACUGGUUGGAAACAUACAUGUUCUCUUCAACCCAAACCGUGGAGACAUCAAGCUAGGCCAGGUCCGAAUCUUUCUUGAAAGAGCGUACGAGCUAUCACAAGAAUGGGGUGACAUCCCAGUAGUAAUUGGUGGGGAUCUAAAUAGCCUUCCUCAGAGUGCAAUUUAUCAGUUUGUGGCUUCAUCAAAGUUAGACACCCACCUUCAUGACCGCAGAAAAAUUUCAGGGCAGCUUGAAUAUCCAUCUCAAUGCAGAGGCUUCAGAUUUCAGAAUGAGAAUCCGGCCAGAUGCACUGUUUUGAAGUCUAUCCCAUCCCCACUGUUAUAUAGAUGGAGUGACGAAGAACUAAGGCUUGCAACAGGUAGUGGAGGAGUCACCCAUGUUCAGCACCAAUUAAAGCUUUCCAGUGCAUAUCAUGGGGUUCCUGGGAGCUGUAGAACGAGAGAUAAUCAUGGGGAACCCUUGGCAACAUCAUACCACUCUAAGUUUAUGGGAACAGUUGAUUAUAUUUGGCAUACAGAUGAACUUGUUCCUGUGAGAGCUCUCGAGACCUUACCCAUUGAUAUUUUAAGAAGAAGUGGAGGGCUCCCAAGUAAGAAAUGGGGCAGCGACCAUCUCGCACUUGUAUGCGAAUUGGCUUUUGCAGAUGAUGAUGUCAAAGGGAUCUGAGUACCGCUGCUUUAAAUCAACCCCUAACUAGGGAGUGUACAUUUUGGAAAGAGAAAUGAUUUCUUGUAUUCUCUUGUCCUUCUCCUAACUUCAUAUUUUGAAAAUCAAUCAUUGGAUUUAUAGGAUCCACACACACGUGUGUCCUGUGCAGGUCUUACAGAUCUAGUGAUUAAUUUUCAAAAUGGGAGGAUGGGAGGGGGACUCAAGUGUACUAAAUAGUCUCUUCUAGAAAGCUCUGGUUUCUUGGAGUUCCAAAGGCUUUGCGGAUGUUUUUUGGCCAUGUUUGUGGUAUUUAUUAGUCAUCAUUUAUUUGGUCCUGCAAAGAUAGGAACUCUCCCUGUCUUACUUACAGGGAAUAUUAUGCAGAAACAGCUUCACUAUUUUA
Alnus glutinosa is the source of this 2007-nucleotide messenger RNA. Its product is annotated as carbon catabolite repressor protein 4 homolog 5. Gene Ontology annotation, molecular function: 3'-5'-RNA exonuclease activity. The transcript has 14 exons. Bases 177 to 1622 code for a protein of 481 amino acids. Lineage: Eukaryota; Viridiplantae; Streptophyta; Magnoliopsida; Fagales; Betulaceae. The record is from RefSeq and is a predicted model, not a curated record.